This is a messenger RNA of Arabis nemorensis, 639 nucleotides long. The record is from the annotation of a GenBank genome assembly. NCBI's taxonomy places the organism in Eukaryota, Viridiplantae, Streptophyta, Magnoliopsida, Brassicales, Brassicaceae.
AUGAGAGAACGGACACUUCUCAACAAAGCCUACGAGCUUUCGACCCUAUGCGACAUCGAAGUCUGCGUCAUCUAUUACGGUCCUAACGGAGAGCUCAUCAAGACAUAUCCCGAGGACCAGUCCAAGGUCAGAGACAUGUCCGAGAGAUUUAUCAAACUAAGCGACGUAGAGAGACGCAAGAAAAGCACCAACCUUUCUCAGUUUCUUACUAAGAAUAUCAAAAAGGAGAAGCAGACAUCUCUCGAUAAAAACGACAACAAAUUCUCACUGAAAGUCUUGGAGAUGGAGCGUUCGUUGGAAACUCGUUUACAGGUUUUACAAGACAAGCUUCAGAGCCUUGCGGUUGCAUCAAUGACUGAACAGAACAACAACUUAACGAUGGUUUCUUCUGGCAACGAAUCAUCUUCUUUACUCAUCAAUGAUCCAUUGAUAAUUACGCAUCCAGAUCAAUUAUUAACGAAUCAUCAUCUCUUGAGUAAGGACCUGAGCCGUGAUGUUUAUAACUCUGGCAGCUUCGCAAUUGAUUCGUCGAAUCAAAAUCAGAACAAGUAUUCAAUCUUUUUGUAUGACCAUGACAAGGAUACUUUUACUCAACUGUCCGCUCUGCUUCAAGCUUUGAUCAAGGGUAUAACAAUCUGA